This is a messenger RNA of Leptonychotes weddellii (Weddell seal), 970 nucleotides long. Lineage: Eukaryota; Metazoa; Chordata; Mammalia; Carnivora; Phocidae. The record is from RefSeq and is a predicted model, not a curated record.
AUGACUCAUUGCUUCAUUCAUGUCUCCAUUGUGCGUAGAAACCUAGGCAAGCAGCCAUUCCUAGGGACAUUGCAGGACAACCUCAUUGAGAUGGACAUUCUCAGCGCCUCCCGCCAUGAUGGGGCUUACAGUGACGGGCACUUCCUCUUCAAGCCGGGAGGCACCUCGCCGCUCUUCUGCACCACGUCGCCAGGGUACCCUCUGACGUCCAGCACGGUGUACUCCCCCCCGCCCCGGCCCCUGCCCCGCAGCACCUUUGCCCGGCCGGCCUUCAGCCUCAAGAAGCCCUCCAAGUACUGUAACUGGAAGUGUGCGGCCCUGAGCGCCCUUGUGCUCUCCGCCACGCUGGUCAUCCUGCUGGCGUACUUCGUGGCCAUGCACCUGUUUGGCCUAAACUGGCACCUGCAGCCGAUGGAGGGGCAGAUGUAUGAGAUCACGGAGGACACAGCCAGCAGUUGGCCUGUGCCAACGGACGUCUCCCUGUAUCCAUCAGGGGGCACUGGGUUAGAGAUCCCUGACAGGAAAGGCAAAGGAGCCACAGAAGGAAAGCCCAGUAGUUUCUUUCCAGAGGACAGUUUUAUAGACUCUGGAGAAAUCGACGUGGGGAGACGGGCUUCCCAGAAGAUUCCUCCUGGCACUUUCUGGAGAUCUCAGGUGUUCAUAGACCAUCCUGUGCAUCUGAAAUUCAAUGUGUCUCUGGGAAAGGCAGCUCUGGUUGGCAUUUAUGGCAGAAAAGGCCUUCCUCCUUCACAUACACAGUUUGACUUUGUAGAGCUGCUGGAUGGAAGAAGGCUCCUGACCCAGGAGGCACGGAGCCUGGAAGGACCCCAACGCCAAUCUCGGGGAGUCGUCCCCCCAUCUAGUCAUGAGACCGGCUUCAUCCAGUAUUUGGAUUCAGGAAUCUGGCACCUGGCUUUUUACAAUGACGGGAAGGAGUCUGAAGUGGUUUCUUUUCUCACCACUGCCAUUG